This is a messenger RNA of Sitodiplosis mosellana (orange wheat blossom midge), 1251 nucleotides long. Its product is annotated as gastrula zinc finger protein XlCGF8.2DB-like. Gene Ontology annotation, biological process: regulation of transcription by RNA polymerase II. Gene Ontology annotation, molecular function: DNA-binding transcription factor activity; RNA polymerase II cis-regulatory region sequence-specific DNA binding. The transcript has 3 exons. The record is from RefSeq and is a predicted model, not a curated record. Bases 211 to 1251 code for a protein of 346 amino acids. Lineage: Eukaryota; Metazoa; Arthropoda; Insecta; Diptera; Cecidomyiidae.
CUACUGCUCUGUCAUUUGCGGCCAUUCUCAAUUUCACAUAAAGCUAAAAUAUUUCUAGUGUUCAAAUACGAAUUAUCAACAAACUUUCAAGUUGUUGUCAUAUUUUACACAUAAAUGUGAUUUUCCACACAUUUUUUCGAAGUGAUUUAUAGUUCAGAAAGUGCAAAUCAAUCAAUACUUGCUGGGAAGACAACAUUUCGGUGAAGUAAAAUGGGGAACAAAAAGAAGCGAGCUACUGAAGCAGCAUUGAACCCAAGCCAUCGUUCUAAUUCACCAUUCGAAUCGACUGGAUCAGAAUUAGCAGUGGUCGAGGCUGACAAUCAGUUGGAUCAUCCAGUUAAGGUUAAAGAGCCUCGCAUCAAGGAAGAGCCGCAAUCAGUCGGUGAUUUGGUCGAUGUUCCAGUUCCCGUUCCGACAAGGACUAACCGUGUUGUUGUACCUUCAUUUGGUGUCGACCAACCGAACGGCAAAUACGACUUUGACAGUCUUGGUUGGGAUGAUGCCAAAAUUGAAGUGAAAGGAGAAACCGAAGUAAAGAAGGAAAAGGAAUCGAAGACGAACGAUGAAUUAGGCGGUGAUGCGAUGGCAAAUCAGCGUGAUCUACAGCAGCCAUCACGACCAGAUGAAAACGUUUUCACGCAGCCAGGAAGUGGCCACGGUGCCAAGAACAAGGAAUCGUGUGACAAAGUUGAUGUUCCGAAAACUGUAUUGAAGAAGCAUAAAUGCGACUUUUGUGAAUAUUCGACCAAUUAUAAAGGUCAUUUGAAUCAGCACUUGUUGAAACACACUGGUGAGAAGCCACACGGAUGCACCCUUUGCCCGAAACGUUUCAAAGAAAAACGAAGUGUCCUUCGUCACAUGAAAAUACACGUCGAAGAGUUUCUGUUCCAUUGCUCAGGCUGCUUGCAAGGAUUCGAUGGAAAGAAGGAGAAGACGGAACACGAAUCGAACUGCAAAAUUUGUCGCUACGAAUGUCAUUUGUGCAAGAAAUCAUUUGGAUCGCAGAAAGCACACCUGGUGAUGCACAUGCGGGUACACAGUGGUGACAAACCGUUCGAAUGUGAAAAAUGCUUCAAGAAAUUUGCACGCAACAGCGCAUUAAAGAACCACAUGAAGUUUCAUGCUGGCCCACGGCCAUUCCGUUGUUCAAAAUGUCACGAGAGAUUCGUACAUCAAGACGAAAGAGAUUUGCAUGAGGAGCAGUGUAAUCGUCGUGUUUACGAAUGCUAUGUUUGUGCGACAUCUCGAUGA